GUUCACAAUUCUGACAACCGUCGUUCGUGGCUUCUGCGAUUUCGCCAACUUAAAAUCAGCUAAAAUCUUAUUCAAGUGUAAAUUUCUUCGUGACACCUGAUCGUAUCUGACCAAAUGUCAAUGAGAACGUGAUCUUUAACAGUAGAUCAAAAUCACCGUACGAAUAAACCUUCAGUUUGUUGUUCACACGUGCAACGCGCAGAGUGGUAAUUGCUCUGACUGCAGAGGUUGAAGUAGGAUGAGUAGAUAAUCGCAUUACAAACAUUUGUGUUAUACAGACGUUGAUUGUAAGUUAUCGUGUGUACUAUAAGGUGCAGUAUGCAUGCGAGAACUUCAUCUCACUUCAUUAGUUUCGAACGUUACCUCAACUGACUCAGCUUGUGAAAUUUCUCGCGUUGGAUAAUAGUAUACAUUGGGAUCGAGCGAAAAUUCAUUUUUACUGCACCUUAUUGUUCGGUCGAAUGUACAAUCGGAAAAUUAUUAUUCCCUCAAUCAGCUGCAUGUGAUGAUUCGAAACUCAUUGCGUAACCGCAUGUCACAUAUACUUCUGAUAUACCUUAUGUACUAUUGAAUACGUAGUUGUCCGAAAAAUGCUUCUCCAUUUCUUAACGUAAACAUUAAAUGAGAAUUGGAUAAGACCCAUGAUGCAGUCAGCUUUAAGAUUUUUAUCUCCGCGUGAAAUUUCUGAAAUAUUCAGGAUAUGAAGCGUCGAACUUAUCGUCACGAUGAAUUCGAGAGACCAUUUUCGGGCCUGAAUAAGGUUUUCAAUUUUUUAGGAAAAAAUCACAAACUCAAAUUCAAACAAAAUAAGGAGACGGAUAUGCCUGUAGAUUUUUAUUGCGCACCGGCAAGUAUUCCUUGCCGAUCUGUGAUGAUGCUCGCCAAAGCUAUUGGCAUCCAUCUCAACUUGAAGACCCUGAAUUUAUCCAAAGGCGAACACUUGAAGUCAGGAUUUGAGAAGAUUAAUCCACAACAUACAAUACCAACGAUCAACGACAAUGGAUUCAUACUUUGGGAAAGCCGUGCUAUCUUGGGAUACUUCGUUGAAAGGUACGCGAAAGACGAUUCGUACUAUCCAAAGUCUCCAGAAGAAAGAGGAAGAGUCGACCAACGACUGUAUUUCGACCUUGCUAUUCUAAAUUACAACCUUCUCAAGGCUUACCUUGACGUGAUAACUGGCAAAUCGAAUAAAGUCAACGAGGAGGGUGUAGCAGGAUUGGAAAAGGCAUUUGAAUUGUUAGACGCUUUUUUAAAUGAGCAAGACUACGUCGCAGGCGAUAAUUUGACCAUUGCGGAUUUCAGUAUAAUCAGCACAAUCAGCACCGCUGAUGAAGUUGGCUUUGACAUACGUCGUUAUGACAACGUCAUGGAAUGGUAUCAACGAUGCCAAAAAGAUCUGUCCGACUUCGGAUACGAGCAAAUAGACAGCGCCGGUGCUAAAAUACUGGGAAACCUAUUCAAGAAAAAUCUGCUGGUGCAAUAAAUCUUCAUUCUCAAUUGGCUAUGGUACAUUACUUCGAUCGGUCCCAUCGGUAACAUCAAGUUAUUCGAUGAAGAAAAUGUGUUUUAUUUUUUCCCUCGAUCCUGUGCGAAACUUUUCUGGAUCAAAUAAACUGAAAAUGCAAACGCAAA
This is a messenger RNA of Athalia rosae (coleseed sawfly), 1632 nucleotides long. Its product is annotated as glutathione S-transferase 1-1-like. Bases 701 to 1483 code for a protein of 260 amino acids. Gene Ontology annotation, biological process: glutathione metabolic process. Gene Ontology annotation, molecular function: glutathione transferase activity. The transcript has 5 exons. NCBI's taxonomy places the organism in Eukaryota, Metazoa, Arthropoda, Insecta, Hymenoptera, Athaliidae. The record is from RefSeq and is a predicted model, not a curated record.